Messenger RNA from Caenorhabditis auriculariae, 2759 nucleotides. The record is from the annotation of a GenBank genome assembly. NCBI's taxonomy places the organism in Eukaryota, Metazoa, Nematoda, Chromadorea, Rhabditida, Rhabditidae.
AUGAUUAAGCAUACUGACAUUGUAUCUAUCGAAUCUCUACGUAAUAAAACUAUUGCUAUUGGUGAGUUAUCGGUUAACUUUUCCAUUUCACUUUUAACAUUUAGACGGGCAUAUUUGGCUUUACGAAUCUAACAAAGGUUGCCACACGCAUGGAACUUCGGGAGUCUCCUAUCUCGUUACUUUCUUCAAUCGGUUCGUCAUUUUUUUGGAUCAUUAAUAUUGUUGGUUUGACAAAAGCUAUGACUAUUGUUUCAAAGAUUUUGCAUGAAGUUUUAGAGUUCAAAAUGAGCAUUAUAUUCUUGUGAUUUUUUUUUUCUCGGCUUUAAAAACAACAUUUAGGUGCCAGCGGUUGUUGGAAUACAACAUUGAAUUGAUUGUUGUCUUUGAUAAUAUCAAUUCUGACUGUGCUGCUUCAACAUCGGUUAUUUUGAGUUUUGAAAUAGAACCGGGAAAUUCUUUCAGUCGGACUCAACCGCCUGGCAAGAGAGGAAAAAGCGGAGAGCCGGCUCAAACAGGUCUUCAUCUCCGCUUUCAGAUUGUGCUGACAAAGUCCUUAAGAUACAGGUUAGUCUUAUCUACUAGUUUGGACAAUAAAAAAAUCCCCAGAUUUUGCUGCGGAAUAUGGGAAUCCGCUGUUUGGUCGCGGAAAGUGAUGGUGAAGCCCAGUGUGCACAGCUCGAAAUGGCCAAACUCACACAUGGAUGCAUCACGAGCGACUUCGAUUAUUUCUUGUUCGGCGGCAUGAAUCUGUAUAAAAUCAACUACGAAAAUGGGGGGAAAACCGUGUCACAGGACGUCAUUCACUUAUCUAUGGAUAAGUUGGAGACGGAACAUCGUGAGUUGAAAACGAUUAGCAAGUUUUUUUUAUUGAUUCUUGCAGACUUGUCGAGAAAUCGUCUCAUAGCGUUAUCUAUGCUCUUGGGCUGCGAUUACUAUGAUCAAGGUGUCGGCAGAGUUGGAAUGGUCACGGCCUUGGAAAUCUUGUCCGAGUUCACUGAACCUGCUCCUGGCGGUGCAGACGAUCAUCCAGUUUCCAUCUUGGAUCGAUUCGCGUUAGUUUUUGAUUCCAUAAAAUAUUAUUUUUUUCCAUUCCAAAGUAUCUUUUUUUCAAACUUCUGAGUAUUAGCCGAUUAUUCUCUCAAACCGUCACACCUUAAAUUUUAAAAAAAUCUGAAUUUCGUGAGGAUCUUUUUGAAAAAGUCGAAGUAUUGCUUGAUCUGUAAAAAAAAAUGAUUUUACGUCUCGAUGUUUGUAAUCUUAAUAGUCGAUUUUUCUUUUCACUGUAAUAAUUCUUUUUUAAGUUUUUUUUUACAAUUCCACAGUCCGCUUUAUAAAUUUUGACAAGGCUCUUUUAAGUGACUGAGAUAGUUUUUUUGAUCAAUAUCUCGUAUAUUUUUGUUUCAAGUCUUUUUUUAUCUUUUUCUUUGAUUGCAAUAGCUGGCUGAGACACAUGGCGCUAAAUAAAUAUAAAAAAAUAUAUGCAAAAUUUUUUUGUUUUAGUGCUUAUCAUCGUCGCGAAAUACCGGAGCGGGCUGAUGACAGCGAAACCAAGAAAAAACUUCGAAAGAAAGUUGUUCACCUUCCCGAUGGCUUUCCAAACACUGAGCUUUUGACGUAACGUUUCUUUUAUUUCUUUUUGAUCUUUAUCAGUGAAGCUGUCAGCAUUUACUUGCUUCCAAAAGUUCUGAAAAUCGACCAUCUCACUUUCCCGUCGAAGCCAUUCAAAGAUAUGGAUGUUGUCAUGGUGAUUCGUCGAUUAUUGACUUUUUUAAUUCUUCAAUUGUAGAACAUUUUAUCGAAAACGUGUGGUUGGAAACCUGAGCGUUUCGAUGAGGAAAUGGAGCGAAGUGAGAAGCGAAAGACCAGAUUGAGCCCAGACACGGUUUGUCUUUUUAAAAGAAAAUUAAAAGGCCGAGGUAGAUUUUUCAGACGCAAACUAAGUUGACCAAGUUUUUCACGCGUACUCGUCGUAUUUCUAACGUUUUGGGCUUAUCCGGAAAAGAAGAGAUGCCGACUUGCAGCCGUAGAGAAUGGGCUGCACUGCACAACUUGAAGAGAAAGGCUUUUUCCAAACACUGAACAGGUUAUUCAUUGAAAAUAUAAAUGUUUUUUUUUGUUUAAAGAAAAGGUAGUAAUAAAAUAAUUUUCUCGAUAAAAAUUAGCUCUAGAAAUCAGUUCAAAUUUUCAACCAAUCAUCUUUUUUCAAUUUUUUUCUGGAAAUUAAGUUUUCCAAAAAUAUUUUGGUCGCGUUUUUCGUUCAAUCACAUUCUUGCAGUUUAUUCAAAACUUUUAGGGAUUUUUUUGAUUUUUUUGAAAUUGAAUGUUUUAAAAAAACUUUUUUUCUCGAUUUGAGCUUCAAUAUGUUAACUAUAGCGGUUUCUAUAUAUUUUUCUUGAGGUUUUUUUUCCUACGCUUGACUAUUGUUUCUCCGUAAUUUCGAAGUCGAUUUUGAAUUUUUUUUUUUUCAGUUUUAUUUUUCCAGACCUCAGAUGGCAAUUCUUCGGCGUUCACUUCAAUCUCAGGCACUUGUGAAUCGAUGACUCCUUCUCCAGAUCAUACUCAGGCCAAAAGAAGGUCCAGUAAAAAGUUGGUUAUCUCUUUAUAUUUUUUACCAAGCUCUUAUUUUUUCAAUUAGUUUCUGAUGAGAGAAGUAUUCGAUUUUCAGGGUGGUUUGCGAGUACAAGAGAGCAUCGCCUGCAGUGGUCACACAACCGGAACCAGAAGCUUCGGAAACGUCUUCUAUUCAAAUCUUGAACUGA